CCAACGGGAUGUACGUUUUGGGGUAAAAAACCGUGGACAAGAAAGAAGAAACUGCUCUGGCAAGUUGGUACGCUGAUUGGUGCACCGGUUGCGAUCGCUUUAAUUGCUGGCCUUGCAAUUCCCGGCAUCAUCUUCGGAGUACCUGUUUUCGUUGGAAGGAAAGUGAAUCAACGUUUCGCACACCAUUCAAAAGUGCGUCGUCGAUUGCUAACAACGAGCAGUGUUAUUGGAUCAUUGGUUGUGAGUCCUGUUUUAGCAGUCAUGGCUGUUGGUGUUGGUGUGCCAAUAAUGUUAGCAUAUGUUUACGGAGUGGUACCGUUAUCAUUAUGCCGUAAUGGUGGUUGUGGUAUCGGAAACACGUCUUCAUUGUUGGAACUUAACGAGAUUGAUGAUGACGAAAUAUGGCAUGAAGUGAAUGAAGAUGCUGGUGAUCAAGAAAAAUCACGUCUGCUGAAUGAUGUUGAGCGUCAAGAUGGAACGUCGGUGGUAACAGGUUUAUCGAUCAACAGUGGUCUAUCGUCAUCAACAACACAGCACCAAACUCAUAGUCGUUUACACGUUCAAGCUGAAUUGUGUCGUAGAAGACCGAGUCUUGAAUCUGGUGUUAUGAGUUUAGGUGAGAAAUGCAAUUAUGAAGAGGCUAGUACGAAAGCAAUGGCUGGAUCUCAAUAUUAUGAUGACAAAAGUGUACGUACGAUGUGUUCUGGACAAGAAGCAGUGAGCUAUUGUGAAGAGAUAGCAAGUACAGUGGCAUUGGCUGGAUCGGUGAUUGAUGCGAAAUCAUUAACUGAUAGCGCGAGUGAUAAGAUGGUGAUAGCGCAACUGUGUUGUCGUGAUCGGGACAGGGAGAGGGAUAAAGAGAGAGAUCUGAGUCCAAUAUCAUCACAUCAUAUCAAUGAUGCGAAUAGGAUCGGUGGUGGUGAUGAUCGUCCAUGCAGUAGCAGNAAUCAGAGUCAGCAACAUCCAGAUAUCAACGCUCAUGCUCACAAUAGAGAAGAAACAACCUCUUGUGGUAGCAGUAGUUACAAACGUCGAACGAGAGCUACGAGUACUGCGUCUGGCAGCAGUUCGAACCGUAUCCCUGCAAAUCGUUUAUUAUCGCAUUCCAAUUCACAGCAACUCGUCAAUUUAGUUAUUGCUACUAAUACUGAAGGUGAUUGUGAUGAGAUGAUGUUGAUGAGUGAAGAUGCGAUGAUGCAGUUGACUAGCGAAAAUAGCAAAAAUUAUCCUUCCACCUCCACCGCCAGCAAUACAAACCCGAUACGAUCGUUAUUUGGUGAUAACGGUGGCGGCGCGAGUACAUCUUCACAAAAUGUCGGAGGACCGGUGGUGUGGGGAAGUGGGAAUGCACACGUGAAUGAGAGCGAUCAGACGCAUGAUCGAUAUCGAAUUCGAGCGUUUUUCGAUACGAUGAAGCAGCUGGUAUCCGAUGAUGUGCAUGUGUCCAAUGAACCGGUCGCAUCCUACGUUCGUGCAUCGACGAACGCCACUCGCAGUUCGGCAGUGGUUCGUCAUUCGGGUAGUGUCAAAAGUGUCACUCAGUUCACAUCAGACACCAACAAUAACGAUCACUCCUCCUCAAAACUAUCGUCAUCGUCAUCCUCGCGCAAUCGAACGCCAUCCUCAAGCGGCAGUAGUAAUGAGCAGAAUCGUGUUACCAUAUCAACUGAUAUACUAUCUUCCAGUGUGUCACUAGCAAAUAAACCGAUGACAUCAAAUCGUCAACGCAACACUUCAAAACGACGAUUCUUCUCGAAUUUGUUCAGGAGAAAUCAACGCGAUUAA
Molecule: messenger RNA, 1785 nt
Organism: Anisakis simplex (herring worm)
Lineage: Eukaryota; Metazoa; Nematoda; Chromadorea; Rhabditida; Anisakidae
Source: the annotation of a GenBank genome assembly